This is a messenger RNA of Spirometra erinaceieuropaei, 2205 nucleotides long. The record is from the annotation of a GenBank genome assembly. Lineage: Eukaryota; Metazoa; Platyhelminthes; Cestoda; Diphyllobothriidea; Diphyllobothriidae.
AUGCUGUUCAAGGACAACACAGAAUUCGACUCCAACCUGGGAAAAGAACCCUUUAAAGUCAGGGUUGGUGCCGGGCAGGUCAUACAAGGCUGGGAAAAGGGCCUGAUAGGGUAAGUCAGGUCUUUACAGCACUCACAUGUCUCUUUAACCUUUUUCACUUUACAAUUCCAUAAUAACAUCGGAUAGGCUUUUGCUUGGGUCGUGCAACUACUCUAGGGCCAGUUUUAUGAGCAACUGACCCAUAUAAAUAGUUCUUGCAGGCGCACUCCGCCCAGCAGUCCCUUCGACUGAUCGGCGUCAGAGACCAGAUCACUAGCUGCACACCCCCUCAAACCUGAGCUGCUAGAUCAGGACAAGACAAAGGCCAGUGCAAUGUUAUCGGGACCGUUCGCAAUUAGCACUUCACUUUGUUAGUACGUAAUCUAUUGUUGACUGAAUUCGACGGUUUACUAUGGGUCAGCUCGACUAUGUUGAAGCAAAACUACUGAUUGAGAUCUGCAUGAUAAGCGUCAAUGUGUUGGGGUCAAGGAUGCAAAAUCAACUGCAACCACACACAGUGAUUUCGUUCCGUCUAAUGCAAGCUUUUAGGGAGCUGUGAAAACAGGUUUAUUCUUUUCGUAAGUCAGGUUGCCAUGAGUUGGCUGUUCGUUUGUGUCAGAGGAAACCGUUUGUUCGGGAGAGCCUCAGUCACGCGGGUCGGACAUGUACCCACCAGCAUGAGUGUCACAGGAGCGGAGUGUGGGUCAAAAAUGAUAAGCCACUCCGGAAAACGGGGCGAUGGCACGACUGCCACAAACGCAUUUGUAUCAGUGGGCGGAUUGUUGCCCAAGACACUUUGGGAAAAUUUGGUUUUUCGUACAAGAAGAACUCUUAAAUGUCGUUUAGAAAAGCCUCCCUUCAAACAGUAUGGUCCAGGUGCAUUAAAUCUGAAAGUUUCUACGUGAGCACGGUACAUAUGACAAUGCGCUACAGUCCAAAUGGUUCAGGACUGUCAUGCAGAGGAUCGUCGUUGUACCGACAAAUUUUGAUACUGUUAUAAAUUGUGGAACAGCAGCCUUCUUUCGUACUUGAUUCAUUAACUCUCGGGGAUUUUUGCUGUACAUUCCGGACAGAGGACCGCCAAUUGACGGUUUUGUUGUUUCCACCCUAGUUUAUCUGAAAAAUUGUGAUGAUCAUGACCGUCGUAAGCCAUCCACUUUUCGUCGUACGGUUCAGAAGUAGGUCGUUUUCGAAUUAGCAGUGUUGGACAAGUUUCGAGACAGAAGUUUCGAUUUUAAGUUAGUUUUUACGACCUACAUUUGUCGAGCAUCCCUGCCCUCCGAGGGUUGUAAGGUGCUAGAAAACGGUCGUGAAGGGUAUUGCCAUUUGAGCCGCAAGUCCUGCCUCAGUUUGGCCUGGGUCUGUUUUAGCCCGUUUCUUAAAAUCCUCUCUGUUGAUAUCAAGAGUUUUGUCGUGUUCUUUUUUUCCCUUAACUCGUUUUACCACCGUCAGUUUUUUUGAAUCAACGUAAUACCGUUCGUCGCCCAGAGACAUCGUGACCAAAUUCCGUCUUGUCAUUUAAAGUCCAUCAAGUUGCUUUGUGAUCGAGUUCAUAUGUUCCCACCUUGUAAACCAGUUCAUACCACUAAUUUUUCGAUCGUUUUUCGCCGCACUGUGCGAUGUUUGACUAUCCGUGUCACCACCUACAGACGUUAUUAAACCCCACCAACCGACCGUUUCACCACCCGAAUACGCACAAACUGCCGACUAUUUGUCGCUAGACAUAAUCUUUACAUACCAUUUUACUAGUGUCCAACAUAAAGACGACUUCAUUUAUUCAUUAGUCACAAUUUUUUUCUCUAAGUUUGGUUCUUUUUGCAUCUUUGCGAUGUAUCUCCCAGUUUAGGGAAGAAAAUCCUUAGGGCUUCUUGAUAUAUUUGUGAACGACUCCAUCCUACUUUCAUAUAUAUAUUCUUCGAUGUAUAAUAAAUCCUACCGGCAGUAUCCAGUUUGAAAAAGGUACACAUAUUGCCCGUUAAUACUUAUCGCUCUUCUUUCUCCUAUUCCCAUAUUUUCAGUAUGUGUGAAGGUGAGAAGAGACGAUUACUCAUCCCGUCGAGCCUGGGUUACGGAUCUGCUGGUUCUCCACCCAAAAUACCCGCAGAUGCGGAUCUCAUUUUUGAUGUGGAACUGGUCAAAAUACAUAAGCUUGACCGGGGUCUCUAG